UCACUUUUGCCAUUGUUUCAUGUUUUAUUUCAUACCAACGCGAUCCAGCAUCGCAUGUAAACAGACAUGAAUUUAAAUAUCAUGAGUGGAUGGUUUGGCUUGCUUGUGAUGUUAGGAAUAUCUGAAGCAACAUUGUCUAAGAGUGACAAGAAGAAGGAACGACCAAAUGAGAUAAAAUUAAGCUCUGUGAAUGUCAUAGACAGAGGUUUAGUGACAGAGAAAGUCAAGUCUACGGACAUCAUUAAGGAGCAUGCCUCAUAUUGCGACAGAGAUCGAGAGGUCAAACAUUUCCCUGGGGUCACUCUGGCCUAUGUCACACCGUGGAACAGUCAUGGCUAUGAUAUAGCUAAGACUUUCUCUCGGAAGUUCUCCUUCGUGUCUCCAGUCUGGUUACAGAUCAAAAGAAGAAAAGGAGGAACCUUCUAUAUACAAGGGGACCAUGACAUUGAUCAGGGUAGGUAUAUACAGGGGGACCAUGACAUUGAUCAGGGUAGGUGUAUACAGGGGACCAUGACAUUGAUCAGGGUAGGUGUAGACAAGGGGACCAUGACAUUGAUCAGGGGUAGGUAUAUACAGAGGGACCAUGACAUUGAUCAGGGUAGGUGUAGACAGGGGGACCAUGACAUUGAUCAGGGUAGGUGUAUACAGGGGGACCAUGACAUUGAUCAGGGUAGGUGUAUACAGGGGGACCAUGACAUUGAUCAGGGUAGGUGUAUACAGGGGGACCAUGACAUUGAUCAGGGUAGGUGUAGACAGGGGGACCAUGACAUUGAUCAGG
Messenger RNA from Saccostrea cuccullata (small rock oyster), 778 nucleotides. Its product is annotated as chitinase domain-containing protein 1-like. NCBI's taxonomy places the organism in Eukaryota, Metazoa, Mollusca, Bivalvia, Ostreida, Ostreidae. Gene Ontology annotation, molecular function: oligosaccharide binding. The transcript has 5 exons. The annotation marks the transcript as partial. Gene Ontology annotation, cellular component: endomembrane system. The record is from RefSeq and is a predicted model, not a curated record.